UAGAAUCCAAAGUGUAUGACAUCUCAAGAAAAAAAAAGCACCGAAAUGUGCGCUGCUUUUCGGUCUGGUUACUACCGUUUAUGUGGAACACAUAUUUGUCCUCUUCGUGUUCUGAACCUUAAUCAUCUUUGUUUAUUGUAUUUAGGGAGCAGAUGGAGAACACUGAUGUGAAGAAGAUCAUUCAGGAUAUUUAUGAAGCAGACAAAGCUCAGGCCAAAGCUAACAACCUCUUGGAGAGAGCGAGCAGAAACAAAGAUGAGACCAAAGACAGGAUCCGAGAUGCUGAAGACACACUGGACAACAUCGAGGAGAGGCUCAUGAUUCAGACCAAAGACCUGCAGAAAGAGAUUGAAGCUAUGAAGGACAAAACUGAAGAGAACAGAGAGACAGCGAGAGAAGCCAGAGAGGUGGCAGAGAGCGCUUUAAACAUGACCACUGAUGCAGACACGGAGCUCAGUGAUGUCACUAAGCAGUUUGAGGUUUUAAAGCAAAAUCAACAGAAUCAGGAGGUCAAGGGUCAAGCUGCUGGUCGACUGAAGAACAUCAUGAUGGAAGCUGAGGACAUGAAGAGACAAGUGGAGGACAAACUCCAGCAGAUACAAGGUCAGACCGCUGACCUGCUGGUGUGUUUGAGGCGUGAGGUGUGACCUUCAGAUAAACUCUGAGGCACUGAAAUGUCAUUUCUGUCGUCACUGGACAAAGUAAAAUCCCUGUCCCCAUCACAGCUUUGCUUCUGUGUU
Messenger RNA from Haplochromis burtoni (Burton's mouthbrooder), 740 nucleotides. Its product is annotated as laminin subunit beta-4. Lineage: Eukaryota; Metazoa; Chordata; Actinopteri; Cichliformes; Cichlidae. The transcript has 3 exons. The record is from RefSeq and is a predicted model, not a curated record. Bases 153 to 647 code for a protein of 164 amino acids.